Messenger RNA from Drosophila ananassae, 7528 nucleotides. RefSeq names its product pneumococcal serine-rich repeat protein (gene klar). Lineage: Eukaryota; Metazoa; Arthropoda; Insecta; Diptera; Drosophilidae. The transcript is spliced from 18 exons. Gene Ontology annotation, cellular component: membrane. The record is from RefSeq and is a predicted model, not a curated record. Bases 518 to 7183 code for a protein of 2221 amino acids.
GUGCAAACACCCUAAUUGUUGCCAACAAAUUGGCCACACAAUCUGAUCCGUUGAGCAAGAUUCGCGCGUGCUUGUGUUGUUUUCGUGUAAAAUUUGUUUAAAAGAAGUGAUUUGUUACCGGGCUGGCUAAUAAAAGUUCUUUGCGGUGCCAAAAAUUCAGCGGAGAAGCUGAAAAUCCCAAAGAAUGGCCCUGCAAAAUGGCGAAAUGUAGAGUAGACCAAACCCACCCAAUUGCAGUGCGUGCACUUGUGCCUGUUUGUGUGAGUGAGUAAGCUACCGCGAAUUGUGUGAAAAGAAAAUAAAAUAAUUAUUGGUAAAACCGGGAUACGUGCUGAAACUAUAAUCUGGCUGCACCUAAAAUAUGCGGACCUGGACAUACGAAUAGCGAGGACCAGCAGAAGAACAUUGCAUAACAACGAAAGGAAAGGGCUGAGGGUCAUCCUUGGAAUGUGAAAAAGUGAUGACAUUGAGACACGGAGACCCACACGGGACCACCACCAAAUAGAGAGCAAGAACAAUGGAAACCGAAAUCGAAAACAAAUCCGAUAAGGAAAUAGCUAUGAUAACCAACCAAGAGACUGAAAACGCGGCCAUAAUAGCAGGUGGGGACGAGUGUUCGAGGGCUGCAUUGGAGGCCCCAAGCAGAACUACUCCCACCCGAGAAAACACAACGAAUCCUUUGAAACUAGAUGGGACUUUUGCCAUUCCAGUUGCGCCCUCCAGCAAGGUGGGCUUGACUGCCAAUGCGGUGAGCAGCAGUCGAAGCAGUUCCCUCAAGAAGCAAAAUCGUAUAUCCCAAGACAAAUCAAAUGCGAAUGGAUUGGAGAGUGGAAGGGGACGUCGCUCCAGCGAGAACUUUCUCAACAGCGACCUUCUGAAACAGUCGCACUCGAUGAUGUCUCUGCAGGCCCCCAGCGAAGAGCACCUAGAGCGUCGUAGUGUCGUUCAAACAAAAAUCCAUCUAGAAAGACCAUACCACAGCCUUAAGAAGAACUCACAGAGCGGGAGCAGCAACAAGAUGCAUCGGUAUUCUUGGGGCAGCGGACACAGCAGUUCCAACAGCCUCCACAGCAAUGCCACCCUGGGAUUGGGCUCCUCGGGCAAGGACGACCUGUGGGCGGCCAUUCAAACGAACUACAACUACAUCAUGGACACCAACUUACUGGAUACGUGCAAGGAGGCUCGAUGUGAAAUCGAGGGCGCCGCUGCAGUGUCGGAAAAGUCCAGAGAGGGCUGCGUAAAGAUGGCUGACGACACGCAACCCAAAGGCUUUAGUGAGGAUCCCAAGGAGCUGCGUCGCUGGCUUCGUGAAAUGGAAAAUAAGUUGGAAACUUCGCCGACAAUUUCGGAGUUAACCUUAUUUGGCAACGCGGAGCUGCAGCGGCAUUUAGCAGUGCACUCGGUGUUGUACCAUGAAAUUGUAUCACACGCUCGCGUAGUGAGCUCUUGCAUCCGCGCCGCCGAAAAGGAGCACCAACUCCAGCUGCAGCAAUUACAUUUGCAAAAGCAACACCCAAAGUUGUCGAGUCAACAGCCCGCUUCAUUGACCAGCAAUUGUUCGAGUGAGUCAACCAGCGAGUCGGGCACUAAGUCGAGCAGCCUCAGUAGUGGCUUUGUCUCCGACGAGGUGAACACAUCCAUCACAGCAAUAGCAAUAAAAUCUACUCAGCCGCCCAGCCACUCACACCACUCGCACCACCCGCCCCACCCAAAAAAAGGCGAUGGAAAUUUGGAGCGGCUGCGCGACCGCUAUCACUUAUUGUACUUAAAGGCGUUUGAGUUGCAACUCUGCCUGGACAACUUGCUGAGGAAGCGCAGCUCCAGAUCAAAUGGUUUGGAUGACGACGACGAAAACGAACAGGAGGAUACCGAAGACGAUUCUUUUGGCUACGAGGAAGAAGCUUGUCAGGACGAAGCUACCGAGGACGACAGCAACGAUCUAAACUCCGAUCUGGAUCUUGAGAACACUUAUCCCAAGUCGUCCAGCCCGGUUGAGUUCAUCCUUCAACGCUGCAAGAUAACAGCCACGCAAAUUGACUGCAAACCGCCCACGUCCCCAGCCCAGGCCAUCCCAUCGCAAAAGGAGCCGUUGCCGACUGAUCAGCCUCGCGAUUGUCUUGCACCACUAAAGCCCGGCGAUGAAGCCGACGAGGAGCUAGACGACGAGGACGAUGAUUCCAAUCUGCCAGGCUCUGACGUGGUGGAUUUUUUGAUUGCCAAGGGAUCCUGGCGGCAAACGAACCACCCGAAACCAAACUCCGUUGGGUGCCCCACAUUAAGCGGCUUCGAGGCUGAUUCGGAGAGCAGUGACUUUGAGCAGAUUGGUACUUCGCCUGUGGUCACGGGUCACAGCCAAAGGAUUGCGAAUCAGAAAGAGAUGCCCCAGAGUAGUAGCAGAAGCAGUAACUUUAGCCAUUUGUUGCUCCCCCGCAAUAUCAGCAAUAGUGCGUUGCCAAACAUGAUGCGUAAGAAAAACAUUGCUGUGGCUGUAAUAACGCCCAAUUCGCAUGGAAACACCAGCACUGGUGUUUCCUUACGUCACGGGCUAAGUCACGAUACAAAUAAAUCACCAGUGGGGUUGCGAAAGUCGCGAAAAAACCACACCGAUAUCUCGAAAUUCAACCGCUCCAAUCGCAAGUCAAAGAACUGCGCAAUUUUCUACUUCAAACACCGGGAUACGGACCACGAGCAAAGUGCAAAUACAGCUGGGAGUGAUCUCCAGAGCGAGGAAGAUCGAAGCCAGGUCUGCCAGCAGCGAUCAUCUGCUGGAGCUGGAGACACACUGAAAUCGGCUGAUGUCUCAACCGAUGACGACGAAGAGGGUUGGCUAUACACAGCGACGACGACCCGCACCGCACCAGUCGACACUGAAGAUACAGGCGCUGCAAGUGAAACUGCAAAAACAUCUAUUGUUGAUGAUCUGCAGCCCAUGAAUAUUUUUUCGACCACAGAAACGGGUGGAAAACUACUACCGCCGACCGACGACUUCCACAAGGAGAAGAAGGUGCUGGCAACCUUUGCCGCCCCGGCAUCGCAAAGCAGCAACUACGAGAGUAGCAGCGCCUGCUCCUCCUCCAACUCAAAUUCAAACGGCAGACUCACGGAGACGUCGGCCACAUCGCGAGUCACUCAGAUGCAAGUCCACGCGGAUUCACAUCCAAAAAUGCAGAGGGACUUUCAAACCUAUGGCAAUCCAAGCGAUGCAAACAGUCGUACUGGCACUGCUGGCAACAACAAUUUGUACAGCAGCAACAUGCAACAAAAUACCAAUGAGCGACCUGAGGAACUUGAGAAAAAGAUCGUCGAUGAGAUAACUGCUGAUAUGGCAAAUGGAAACACCACCGAACCUCACCAGAUGAUCAAAAAGGGGUAUGGUCGUGAGGACACAUGCAACAACAGCGUUUCUUCAAUUAAAGAACCAGCCGAUUGUCACCUACUGUCACGAUACCCGGAGAAAUCGGCUACAGCCACCUCCCCGAAAUCGCAGGCUAGCAGCCACAAUGCAACAAUUUCCGCAUCCAUGAUGAUCGUUUCUUCAAUUAAGGGCAAGGCCUCGCAUGAUGCAAUCAAGCAAUUGGUGAUGGAAGCGGAGCAUUUGGUGCGCGACCAAGAGGUCCCUCUGAUGACACCAACCAAGCCGAAACAUUCCAUCGUCAAGAUCUCUUCCACGGUCAAGAAGCGAGAAGUAGCUCUUUCGCAUCCCACCAAGCAACGUGUGGAGGAGUGGCUGGAGCAUCAACCAUCCACACCGCAAAUGUUGACCUCCAGUCACAGCCAUGCCCACGAACUUAUGCCGCGCCGCAAGCCAGAUGGUUGUGAAGCAUCUGGAGAGGCAUCUGAAACAGACUCCAUUCCCCAUACGGGAGGAGCGGCCGGAGUUGGUCUCAACGCGCCCGGAUCAGACACAUCCGAAGGUUUUACAGAUUCCAUUGCCACCUGCAUGCAGAGAAGCACCAAUUCCUUCGGAAACUCCAUGGAGCGGAUCGGAGGAUCCGAAGAACCUAUUGAACAAACAGUCUUGACUGUGUGUAAUGAGAGCAGCAAUCAGAGCCUAAACGGAAAGGUCGUAAAGCGCCAGCAAGCGCGCCGAAAAUCAGACAGACCUUGGUCCGUGUCUUGUCUUUCACAAUUGGCAACAGACACGUCUCAGCUGGCUUCGUCCAGGACUGCGGAUAACUCUUCGCCCGGAUGGGCCAGUCAUUCAAUAAGCGAGAGUGCCCUCGACUCUCUUUCCCCAGGUCCACGGCCUAGAGCAGCUUCCUCUUCGGGAACUGGAAGCAAUACAGCUCGAAAGGCGGAUAGCAAAGGAUCACUAAGACGCAGGAAAGCCAGGAAAAAGCGCAGUUUCGCUAUUUCAGCUGGAAGGAAAUCGGAUUCUGGAUCCGAACUCGGGGGCGAUCUUACCCAAACCCUUAUAAAGUCUUGCGAAUCCAUGUCCUCACAACAACUGCAAGAGUUCACUAAUGCUUUGCUCAGCAUUCAAAAGGGAGCAUCCGUCGCUCCUCUUCACCCGAAGGCAGAGGUUACUUUGGACUGCGCCCAUGCUAAAGGGAAAUUUGGGGAAUCCCAUUUAAUGCUGCCAAAAUUCCGAGUUGGAUCCCUCACCACCGCUGGCCUAAUAGCCAGUGAUACGCGAUUGGGAGCUCUGGCAGCGUUAUCGAACUAUAUGAACGAAAACGAGCAGCAAGCUGAACUAAGUACCGAGGACCAUCACAGCAGCAUCUCGGAGACGGCCUGGGACAAUUACCAAGAGAAAUAUAACUCGGAAAACUAUUCCGAGGGCUUCGACUCUGACGCAGCCCGCCGUCUCUUGGAAUUCGGCGACGACUAUCGAAAUUUCAUCGACUCGCAGUCGGACUGCUGCAGCUCUCUUUCGGCGACUAACAACCUGGACUCGUUCUCGCCACCGCGAAUGGAUUCGUUGCAGAAGCGCGAAAUUAAGGUUACCCACAUAACUCAGGAGGCAAUCACCAACUGCGUUGAUCACGCCCGUCGACAGCGAACCCUCGACAUCCAAUACGAACGUCGUCGAAAGAACUUGGAAGUAAGACGGAAGUCUUGCCAAGACAUGGAUAAGACACCGUCGACACAAGCGAAAGUUCCCUCCCAACCGUCCCUCUCAGUCUCCACCACGGCUUUGAUUACCACGCCCAAGAAUCAAUCCAGUCAGAAGCUAAAUCAGUGGGCAGAGUCGGUAGGGCGCAAACUAGAGUUCGGUGGAAUGAGUCAUUCGGCGCAGUCCCUAUUGCGGCGCACCUCGGAGAGUGAUACCUCGACCCGAAGAAGGCGAACUUACACCGCAGAUGAUAGAAGGCGAUCCUCGAGGAACUUGGACAAUGGCAUCAAGCCUAUUCUCACCCCCGCUUCGUCGAGCAGUUGUUCAGAUUCUGAGGAUGGCGAGCAGGAGAUACGAUCGCUUUUGCUUCAGAGUCGCGAUCGCCUAGAAGAUACAAAGGCCCUCAAGAUCAGAUGCCACUUGCUCAGACCAGAGGAUUAUAACGAAAUCAUCAACACUUGCCGUGACAACAUACACUGCCUGGAGGCUGUGCUUCGGGGUCCACCCGGCACCGUGCUAUCAAAUCAUUGUGCUGACCAUACAAAAGAUUUGCUCUCCGCGUGGGGGGAUCUACUCGCCUGGACUGAAAAUGCGUCCGAAGCUAGACGGCUUCAGCAGGAGAUGAAUACUCUUAAAAAUGCAUUGCAGAGAUUGGGGGAUAACUCGUCACCGAAUCUACUAGACACAGAACCUGCCAUCCAGGUAGCCGUGGAGUCGUUAGAGUCCGAGAAAUCGCAGCUGGCGAGCUACAGGACAAAUAUGCUUCAGUUGAAUGCCUCGGUCCACAGCUGGCUAACUCGGCAGGAGCGUCGGCUUCAGAAAACCCUUGAGGAGCAACAACAGGAGUCCGAACAUGAAACGGAAAAGCCUUCCAAUCAGAUGGAAGUGGAAUCUAAGGAGUCAGUGGCCAUUACGGUCACUGAUAGCAAUGGAAACCAACUUGAGGCAGUGACCGCUGAAAAAUCAUCAAAAUCUACAGGAACUAAAGCAUGGGACGUGCUUUCUCUGGCUUCUGCGGAGAAGGAGUUCCAUAAACAUUUAAAAGGCGAAGUUAGCGAUAUGUACAGCGCGUGGGAUGAGGCAAACUCCAGAAUUAACUCCCAGCUGGAGCUGCUAACCAAUUCCCUAAUUGCCUGGCGGCAGUUGGAGUCUGGGUUAAGCGAAUUCCAUUUGGCUUUAGGUCAGGACAGGGGAACUCUUAAGGGGCUUGAAGGAGCUUUAGACAAAGGACAACAAACUUCAAUGGAGUUGGCCCAGAAUGUAAAGCUUGUAGCCAAGCUCUUGUCGGAGAAGGUUCACGUUAGUCAAGAGAAGCCUCUUGCGGCCCACCAGCAUCUGGAUCCCAAUUUUAUCUACCAUAUUUCCAAGUUUAAGGCUUCGAAUGGAUCCCUAUCGGACUCCGGCAUCUCCGAUGGAGGAGCUACAUCUGAUGGCGGUUUAUCGGAGAGGGAAAGGCGUUUGGGUGUUCUUCGCCGAUUGGCCAAGCAGUUGGAAUUGGCUUUGGCACCAGGGAGUGAGGCUAUGCGUUCUAUUGCUAUUCAAAUGGAAAACGCUGAGGCCGAAUUAAAAUACCUGCAAAACACAUGUCGGGAUUUGAUUGUCCGCACGGCAGCUACCCAUCACGAAUGGCAGCAGCCGCCAAACCAACAAAAAGAGGUGCAGAAUUCUAAGGCAAAUGAAAAAGUUCAAAAAAAGAAGCCUGUCAACAACACUCAGCCGUCAACACCAGGAAAGCGCCCCAAAAACUGCCGCAAGCCGCAGAAGUCCAAAGGAUUGGGAGAAGCAUCUAUGAAAGCGCAAAACCACUCCGAUAAGGAAAAUAAACCAGUAGCAAAUAGCAUUAAUACCAAUUGCGCCAGUGAAGGUGAUUCUACAGAUGACCAAUCGUUGCUCAUUAAUUUGGAAAGGUCAAAAGAUGACGACGAUUCGGAAUCAAAUCACUCGAGGUCUUUGCCUCGCGGGUGGGCGUGGCGCAUAGCAAGAGCGGCUGUACCAAUGCAAGUAGCUCUGUUUACCAUUUUUUGUGCGGCCUGUUUAAUGCAGCCUAACUGCUGCGACAACCUUAACAAUUUGUCGAUGAGUUUCACGCCACAACUUCGAUAUAUUCGCGGCCCGCCUCCGAUGUGAUGUUGAACAAGUGACCACUUAGCAGGCACCAAUUGGAAACCUUUUUUGGGUUUAAUUACGUUAUGCCAAGGCAUUUGCAUGUAUUUACAGUUGUAACUAAAGUGUACCUAGAGCAUGAGUCACUAUGGCAGAGCUACUAAGAGCCAGCGUAAUUAGGGUAUGGGUCCCGAACGACGUUAAACGUUGGCUGGUGGUUUUACGAUUUUUAAAUAAAAAUAGGGACAAAGGAAAAGCUAAUUUUGGCUAGCCAAACGACUUCAAUAUUUUUUUAAAUUGUAACCAUAUGGAAGCUACCCCUAAAUGUAAAACCCUAAAGAAAAAUAAAUAAAAAAAACUUCAAAACUA